This is a messenger RNA of Salmo salar (Atlantic salmon), 750 nucleotides long. Lineage: Eukaryota; Metazoa; Chordata; Actinopteri; Salmoniformes; Salmonidae. The record is from RefSeq and is a predicted model, not a curated record.
AUGCCCAGUCCCAUUGAGACCACUGGCAAGGUACGAUACCCAGUCCCAUUGAGACCACUGGCAAGUCCCAUUGAGACCACUGGCAAGGCAGUGUACAUAACGUCCACUCUGCCAUACGUGGUCCUCACCAUCUUCCUGAUCAGAGGACUGACUCUCAAAGGUUCUCUGGAUGGAAUAAAGUUCCUCUUCACACCUGAUCUAAAUGAGUUGAUGAACCCGUCUACCUGGCUGGAUGCAGGUGCGCAGGUGUUCUACUCUUUCUCCUUGGCCUUUGGAGGUCUCAUCUCCUUCUCCAGCUACAACUCUGUACACAACAACUGUGAGCAGGACGCCGUGAUCAUCUCCAUCAUCAAUGGCUUCACAUCAGUCUACGCUGCUACAGUCAUCUACUCCAUCAUAGGCUUCAGGGCCACAGAGAGGUUUGACGACUGUCUCGAAGGAAACAUCUUGGCCCUGCUGAAUGCUGUCAACCUUCCUGAGGGCAACAUAACAGAAGGCAACUAUGCAGAAUCCCUACAGAAUCUAAACGGCACCUUCCCAGAGAUCAUCCAGAGUCUGGACCUCAAAACCUGCGACUUGCAAACUUUCCUCAGUCAGGGUGUGGAGGGAACUGGUCUGGCCUUCAUCGUGUUCACAGAGGCCAUCACCAAGAUGCCUGUCUCUCCUCUCUGGUCCAUCCUGUUCUUCAUCAUGCUCUUCUGUCUGGGACUGUCCACUAUGUUUGGCAGAACUUGGGUCAAUAUUCAUUAA